AUGUAUAAAUGGGUGGAUGAUAAGAAUUCGGUCCAGAUUAACGGUGACUACCUGGAUCACUGGGAGCCGAUUCGUAUUUUCGUAGGGACGUGGAACAUGGGUUACAAGAAAAUUGACGCUAAGCAAUUUUCUACAGAUGUUAUGUGUUCCUGCAACACCCAUUUCCCUGAAAAUUACGAGUGUAUGACUUGUAACGCGCGUUUUAGCCACCCUCUGAGUGAUUGGAUUGGUCUUGACUACGACUUGUAUUUUAUAACGCUCCAGGAGUGUGUUUCGCCGAACUUCUUUGAGCUUGUAAGCCGCUUCUUGGAGAAGUGUAAACAUCCACUGGAACGUGUUUUCUUUAAAACUGACAGAAUUCUGGGAUUCGGAGAAGGCGCAGUGGUUAGCCGAAAGAUGACUUGCAUAGCCGCCUGGGUAAGGAAAGACUUUCUGGCAAACGGAGUGGUUAGGGUUUGCGGCUCAAAGGCACUUUACCUCUCAGUAUAUAACCGCAGUAAAGGAGUAGUUUGCCUCCAAAUCAAAGUCUUUGGACAACUAAUUUGCUUACUCGGGUGCCAUUUACCCUCAGAUUACAUGGAACGGCAAAAAUCAUUUCAAACAAUUCUCUCAAAGUUAACAUGUUUGUUCGGUGAAAACGAGAAACUAAUUUUCAAGGACGUUUUCCAUCAUAUUAUCUGGGCCGGAGAUUUCAAUUUUAAGCUUAACAUCCCACUGGAACAUGCUGUUACCAAUAUUGUUAAUGGUACGCUUGAUAAAUUGAUCAAAUAUGACGAAUUUCAUUUAUCCACAUCACCACUUAAAGACCAGAAGUUCUGCGAGGAUGUGAUAAGAUUCGACCCAACUUAUAAAAAACGAGAAAACAGAGAAGUGCUGGAUAAGGGAAAAAAGAACUGGUUUGAGAUGGAGUACUUGACCUCAGAGUCCAAAUGGUAUACGCUAAACACAGAACGUGUUCCUUCUUGGACUGACAGAGUGCUAAAAUGGUCAGAUAAGACCUUGGAGACGUGCUUAUUCUUUGAACCAACAAGUUACAGGAGCGCUGUUCCAAAGAAUAAAACGCCCUUACUAAUCAGUGAUCACUCACCAGUCUCCUGCGCCUUCAUGCUGAGGCCGUUAAACAGAAAUAUCGCUAUGCCGGUCAAAUUAAAUUCACACACUUUCAAAUUUGAUUAA
Theileria annulata is the source of this 1176-nucleotide messenger RNA. RefSeq names its product inositol phosphatase, putative. Gene Ontology annotation, molecular function: phosphatase activity. Gene Ontology annotation, biological process: phosphatidylinositol dephosphorylation. Lineage: Eukaryota; Apicomplexa; Aconoidasida; Piroplasmida; Theileriidae. The transcript has 2 exons. Bases 1 to 1176 code for a protein of 391 amino acids. The record is from RefSeq and is a predicted model, not a curated record.